Mycotypha africana is the source of this 1065-nucleotide messenger RNA. Its product is annotated as kinase C-like protein. The transcript is spliced from 7 exons. Gene Ontology annotation, biological process: protein phosphorylation. NCBI's taxonomy places the organism in Eukaryota, Fungi, Mucoromycota, Mucoromycetes, Mucorales, Mycotyphaceae. Gene Ontology annotation, molecular function: ATP binding; protein serine/threonine kinase activity. The record is from RefSeq and is a predicted model, not a curated record. The annotation marks the transcript as partial.
AUGCUUCUUAAAGUUGUUUCUCUUUCACAAUUUAGACUCAUGCGAGUGAUUGGCAGAGGUGCUUUUGGAAAGGUUCGAAUAGUCGAGCACCGAGAGUCUCGAAAAUUAUACGCUUUAAAAUAUAUAGACAAAGAAGAAUGCAUCCGACUGGACGCUGUCAAAAAUAUCAUUCGGGAACGAUAUAUUCUUGAAGAGUUGGACCACCCUUUCUUAUGUCGUCUGCGUUUUGCAUUUCAAGAUAAGCAUGUCAUAUAUAUGGUGACUGAUUUAAUGCUCGGCGGGGACUUACAUUUUCAUUUAUCACGGCAGACUCAAUUUUCUGAAAAUGUAAUACGAUUUUGGUUUGCUGAAUUGGCUUCUGCAGUUAGAUAUCUGCACAUGAAGGGGGUUGUACACAGAGAUAUCAAGCCGCAUAAUAUAUUGAUGGACGAUCAGGGGCAUGUUCAUCUGGCCGACUUUAAUAUAGCGACUCAUAUUCAACCUCAUAAAUUAUUGACAUCUAACUCAGGGACAGGAUAUUACAUGGCACCUGAAGUCUACAAAGGCGGUGGUUACAAUGAAGCUGUUGACUGGUGGAGUCUAGGUGUAACUAUGUACGAGUGUGUUUAUCGCAAAAGACCGUUCGAAUAUGAUAAAGCAGAUGAUCUACAUUCUGCUAUACGAAGAGGCCGUGUUCAUUAUCCAGUAUUACCUGACCGUCCUAUAUCUGAUGAGUGUCUUGCGGUGCUACAAGGGUUUCUAGAGUUGAAUCCUAAAAAGCGUUUGGGGUACGGCGACCUUGGCUGGGCAGCAGUAGUACGACAUCCCUUCUUUCGCUCCAUCAACUGGAUAAAGUUAGAAAGCAAAUUAUUAAUACCGCCCUUUAAACCUGCUACAGGCAAUAACUUUGAUCUCACCUAUGAUCUGGAGGAGUUAUUGUUAGAACCACCGCCUAGAACAUUUCAUACUUUAAAGCGUCAUAAUAAGAGCAUGAUGGCCAACAGCAAAGAUAAGCUGGAUUUAUUGAGUAAAGAAGAAAGGGAUCUAUUGAUGAUAGAGGAAAAGUUUAAGCAUUUUGACUUUACA